GUUGUUUUUGCAGAGAACAACACAGAGACCUAGCUCCCUCUGUCUCCUUCUCUCUCUCUCUCCUGUUGUUGUUUUUCAUUUAUGGGAUUCAAACCCACAGCGCAGUUUUAUUAUGCCACUUGUUUUGAGAAUGAGCAUCUUGCCAUUUCCACUCGUCUUAUUUUUUUGUCAUCCACGAUGAUCUAAGCCCAGGUCUGACCCACUUUCAGAAUCUGAGGCUGCCCAUGUGUUAGUGGAGAUGUCUCCCGCAGGAGAGGAGCUGUCCUCCGGGGUGUUCACCUCCCUGGAGGGGUCCCCUGGAGGAGCUGCAGCAUCCCCAGCCCUGGAGCUCAGCCUCACCACUGUCUACACUGUCCUCUACUCCGUGCUGUUCCUCUUCGUCUACCUGCAGCUCUGGCUCAUUCUGCACUACGGACACAAGCGCUUCAGCUUCCAGAGCGUGUUCCUGUUCCUGUGCCUGCUGUGGGCAGCACUCAGGACCACCCUCUUCUCCUUCUACUUCAGAAACGUGCUGCAGGCCAACCAGCUGCAGCCCCUGGCCUACUGGCUGCUCUACUGCUGCCCUGUCUGCCUGCAGUUCUUCACUCUCUGCCUGCUCAACCUCUACUUCACACAGGUGAUGUUUAAGGCCAAAGCCAAGUAUUCCCCAGAGCUCACCAAAUACAAGGUUCUUCUGCGGUUGUUCUUCCUGUGUCUCAGUAUAUUUUUCCUGGUGGUGAAUCUGACUUGUGCACUGUUAGUGCAAGGAGCCCUGGAGCGUUCGGAAUCACCGAGUGAUGGGGGCAUCAGACAUGCAGUGUUGGCCCGAGUUCUGAUCAGCGACAGUCUGUUCGUCUUGUGUGCCGUCUCUCUGGCCGUCUGCAUCUUCAAGAUUGCCAAGAUGUCCUCUGCCAACGUUUACCUUGAAUCUAAGGGUACGUCCGUGUGCCAGGCGACCGCUGUCGGAGCCGUGGUGAUUCUCCUCUUCACCUCCAGGGCCUGUUACAACCUGGUGGUGGUGGUGCUGUCGCCACAGGACCGACCCAGUCCCUUUAACUGCGGCUGGUACAGUGGUUCUGAUCAGGCUGACGUGCAGGAGAUCAGCGGUGAAGCCUACAUCGUGUUUGGGAUAAUUUCCUUCUUCUGGGAGCUGCUACCCACCAGUUUAGUUGUGGUUUUCUUCCGAGUCCAGCGACCCAACCAAAACCUGGCUGCCGGAGGGAUGAUCAACAGCCACAGCUUCGGCUCCAGAACGUACUUCUUUGACAACCCUCGCCGCUACGACAGUGACGACGACCUGUCCAGAAGCAUCAACAGCCGGGCUGAUCGAGCCAGCCUGCUCUCCAGCACGCCCCAGCUGGGUGCGUCCAGUUGGUACGGCUCCAUCCAGUGUAACGGAGCUCUGCCGGCGGGCGCCGCCUCCGCCCAUCAGCCGCCCGCCUCCACCGCCCCGGUGCUCUUUGCCUACGGGAACGUCCAGAGUCACCACCACCACCACAACUACUACUCCACCCCACAGAACAACAACUACCACCACCAUCAUCACAGUAACUACUACUCCACGCCACAAAAUUAUUACUGCGGGUCGCAAACCUAUUUCUGCACCCCACAGAAUUAAGCGUACAAAGGAGCGACACUCGCAUGUCGGUCCUUUGUACGAGUGUCUUCAUUUGCGUCACCAUUUUGCCUCCCCGACUCCAUCGAAAGCAGGUGCCCUCGAGUGGUACUAUGAAAGAUGCUGAGGGCCGAGUCCAGAGCACAAGAACUGGUUGUUUUCAAGAAACGUGGUGAAAUCAACAACAGGGAAGUUGUUGUGCCACGACGAACUUCUUUUUGAAGACUUCACCAUCUUUAAAAGGAAGAAAAACGGACCAGAGUGAAAGCCAGCGGAGACCGGGGACCAGAGUUGUUGCUAAUGCACCUAAAACUGCAAAGACCAAACUUUUCCUGUUAAGUGUUUGUCAUGCAGGUUGUCAUUUUUGAAAGUGGAAUCAUCAGGGACCUAAUAAUCGCUCUCAUGGUCCAAUUUCACAUUCCUCUUAAAUUGUAUUCAGUUCAGCGCUUCUAUGGGCGGGACAAGUGGGCUUAUUGAGUUCUAGCAGCUAAUGCCGGAGAUGCAAUGGUCUCAUGACGUAAUUUUCACGAGCGUUUGGCCCACUGAGUUGUCAAAAGUAGAUUGUGUUACUGUUUUCAGUGGGAACGCACAUGAUGCGAGCAUAUGUAGCAUUAAAGUGGUGAUAUCGGCUGGACAACAACAAUGAAGGAUGCUCGCCCCAGCGUGAUCCUCAAUCCUGAUGAUCUGACAAUGAUAUGCAUCUAUAGAUUUCAUGGUGUUUCUCACUUUUACGUCUGAAUACAUUACAGAAAGUAGCUUUUGCCAUUUUGCCACUGGUUGCUGUUUCGUUGAGGGUUAGCCAGCUUCUAUCAGACACUAGAUUAUCGAAUAUAGGGAGAAUUUCUACUCUAACUAGAUCUAUUAGACCCAUCCAUCACACACGCGCUAAUAUUAUCUUUUUAGUUGCAGAUUUUUUUUGCGUUUUCAAACUGUGAUCGUUAAUUUUGCUGCCACAUAAAUAGAAAAUUCUUCAAGACUUGUAUAGUUUCACGUGUAAAAUAAGCCUUUUUUGCAGUAUUCGUAACUGAUAUUAAAAUACUGUUCAGUUGACGUCAGCGGUCAAUAAAGAAUAGAACAUGUCGCUGCCAUGUGGGAGUUACCGUCGCUCUCCAUAGCACAGCCCUGGUCAAACGUGCCGGCGCUGUCCAGGGUUCUUAACCCACAAUCACACGAUGGAAACUAUAUGAAAAGAGAAGUCACGGUACAUUGUAGGUGAUAAAUGACAGAAGAAUGAUCAAUAUAUUAAGGAUUGAAGUUGCAAUAUGUGACAUGCAACACUGGACAAUAUAUUUGACCAAAAACUGGAAGGAAUCAGCUGCUGUUUGUGAGCGGUUCAACAAUUUGCACUUAGAAAUUCACCUUCAGAGAAAAGAGGCUUUGGGGAGUGAAUGUAGGAUUUCCCCUCGUUGUGUGUGUUUCCUUCAACCUGUUACUGCUCAUCCUUUAAAAGAAGGAUCAAUGUGCCAUCGCCUUUUCAUAUCUAAGACUUUCAUUCCUUAAGGAAAAUAUUUUUGCACAAGAAAAAGGUGGGAUAGGGUGGGAUGUUUUUAAUCGAUAAUGUCAAAUCCAUUUCUAAUCCAAGCAGGUUACGUUGUGAGUCGGUAUGUUUGUGAUUCUCACAUUUUUGUUCUUGUGUAGUGUGCUUAUUUUUUUUAACGUGAUUUGUGUGUUUUAAAGAUUUUAUAGUUUCUUCAACUUUCCCUCUCUCCUAUCAUUAUUCAUAAUCUCACAUUUUCUGAAUCUAAUGAUAGACUGUGGUCUUUUUUAACGUUAUUAGAAUUGUUUUUUGUGAAUGUCCCAGUUCUCAGACUGAAAUGACUGGAGUUGAUUUGUCAGGACUGAGGAGGAAAAAGCUGCAGGAGUGUUUCUGAACGCUGUCGUACGUCUCAGACAUUUGUCAUCAAACUCAAUCUGUAAAUGACCAUGUAAACUUUGACCUGGAGGUUCAGUGUGUAGGAGCUAGUGGCAUCUCGAGAAUUAAGACAGAAUAUUACGACUUUGAAAUAUGACAAGAAUAAAGUCAUCAUUUUCAUAAAACUUAAUUCUGAAGUAACGACAACACUAUUCUUAGUUUCAGGAGACUUUUACAAAGAAUUUAAUAUAACGGUUAGAUACUAGAUCCUGCCAGAGAUCCGAUCUAAUCCCACACACUGCUCCUUUACGGUUCACUAUCUAAACGCCUGGUUCUGUUUCGCAGAACAAAUUAGCGUUGGCGUCAUUUGAAGAAAAGUGCUGUUUGUGUAAAGCGUCGCAUGUAUCAACAGGUUUCACUGAGCACUUUGAAACACAGUGAACGUCUGCGUCCAGCUGUUCUAACAUCUGUUAACACCUGCAGUGCAUGCUUCUGUGCCAGAGCGCAAGAACUCAGUGUCAUAUCUUUAUCUUAUCAUAUCUUUCCAAAGUGAUUUCAAUUGACGAUUGUUUUAUGAAUUGUUUUAUCCGUGGCCAAACUGAAUGUAAUCUAGUGUGUGACAAGUCACUAACGAUGUGUAUGCAAGAAAAGAAGCACUACCAUGUUGAAUAAAGACCCACUGCACUGUU
This is a messenger RNA of Limanda limanda (common dab), 4135 nucleotides long. RefSeq names its product G protein-coupled receptor 137c (gene gpr137c). Bases 239 to 1597 code for a protein of 452 amino acids. The record is from RefSeq and is a predicted model, not a curated record. Gene Ontology annotation, cellular component: lysosomal membrane. The transcript is spliced from 8 exons. Gene Ontology annotation, biological process: positive regulation of TORC1 signaling. NCBI's taxonomy places the organism in Eukaryota, Metazoa, Chordata, Actinopteri, Pleuronectiformes, Pleuronectidae.